Messenger RNA from Gallus gallus (chicken), 1577 nucleotides. RefSeq names its product src kinase associated phosphoprotein 1 (gene SKAP1). Gene Ontology annotation, cellular component: plasma membrane; cytoplasm. The transcript is spliced from 15 exons. The coding region runs from base 531 to 1403 and encodes 290 amino acids. Gene Ontology annotation, molecular function: protein binding. The record is from RefSeq and is a predicted model, not a curated record. Lineage: Eukaryota; Metazoa; Chordata; Aves; Galliformes; Phasianidae.
AGAGCAGUAGCAGCAGGUUUGACUGGUGGAAAGGAGGUGGCAGGGCCAUGAUCCCAGAGGACAUUCAGAGACUCCUUGAAGCUCUCAGCCUUUCUUAUUUUCAUCCACCUGUUUAUGACAAACAGAAGAGCUCGUGACUUUAGAAGGGGGAGAUAUUCAUUUCUCCCGUGGCACUUUGAUCUUCUGUGCUUGCAGUCCGGGUUGGCUUUCUACAUGUAGCUGUGCUUUCCAAGUGAAAGAGUACCAUAUUGACUUCUGCCAAGGUGUUCUGUUGGGUGAGCACAGUGUAUCUGAGCAUUCAUGGUGUGAUAUGUCUGUAUGUGGAUGUUGAGUGCUUCCUGGUGGAUGGACUGCAGAAUGAAAACUUGAGCCCUAAAGCAAGGGAGCAGAGGAACGCAAUUCUCUUUGGCUUCCAGCAAGUCAAAGCCAGGUACCACUUGGAGUUUCUGCCCCGAGGAGAGAAUCAGCACGAUGCUGGCUUUGGGCAGGACAGUUCCGAUGAUAAUCAGAGCUGGAGUUUGGCCCCUUCCAUGACAUCUGAUGUCUCACUGCCAUCGGACCUGCAGGAUGAUGGAAUGGAGGAGAUCACACUGAGGCCUGUUGAGGACACAGGGAACAUUCUGAAGCAAGGAUAUCUGGAGAAGAGGUCCAGAGACCACAGCUUCUUCGGGUCGGAGUGGCAGAAGAGGUGGUGUGUCCUCAACAGAAAGACCUUUCACUACUAUGCCAAUGAGAAAAGCAAGCAACCUAAAGGCACCUUCUCCAUUGAGCACUACAGUGCCCGGCUGGCUUUGCAUCUCCGCAAAGACUCACGCAGGAGUUGCUGUUUCGAAUUAGUCUGCCCUGGGAAACGCACCUAUGAGUUCACAGCCCCGAGUCCGGCAGAAGCCAAAGAUUGGGUGGAUCAGAUCCAGUUCCUCCUGAAGGAUCUGAGUUCCCUCACCAUCCCAUACGACGAGGAGGAGGAAGAGCUCUACAACGACGUGGGGAGUUCCGACUCCAUGACCACGGCAUCUCACAACACUACCCUGAACCAGGAUGAUGGGAUGGAAGAAGACGACAUCUAUGAGGUUUUUCCAGAGGAGGACCCCAACGCUCCCGAGGACAGCGGGGAUGACGGCAGCGGGCAGCACCGCGGAAGAUCCCGACGGGAUUAUGCCAAUUACUACCAGGGCGUGUGGGACUGCAGCGCUGAGCACCCCAACGAGCUCUCCUUCCACCGCGGAGACCUCAUCUACAUCCUGAGCAAGCCAACUCGGUGUCCCCGCCGUCACCCCUUCUUGCCUGCAGCUCUCACCACCUCCUGCGUUCACACGUGGCAUCUGAAAUGCCCCAAAGCAAGAUUUUCUUCACGAAUUAAUCUCACAGAAGCAAACUCGGCAGCGUCGAGGCUGCAGUUUUGAGCGGCGCGGUCGCUCUGUCUGAACAUGAAAUAGGAGCUAAUAUAAAAAUCCAUCUGGUGUGUUUGAAACGCACGCCGGCUGCUGCUCGGGUCCUGUCUGACAUUUCCAGCAGCAACAGCGGAGGAGAAGUGAUGUGGGGGUCAGUGGACAUCGGUAGCUGGCAGGGAUUCAGCA